UACAGCACACCCACUGUCUUUCAGUAUGAAUCGAUCGAGUUGCCGUUGGUUGACACUGAUAUUUUGCAUAUUGUGGCACGUGGUUUACGCAUCGGUUGGUAGUUGGUUCGAAAUUGACGACGAAGAUGCUGCGCUGUCUGUUCCCGAUUUGAUCAGCAAAUAUGGAUACCAAAUGGAGAGCCACGAAGUGACCACGGAAGAUGGCUACGGACUGACACUGUUCCGUAUUCCACCACAGCAACCUAUGACAAGCAGUCCUAAACUCCCUGUUCUGAUGUUGCACGGCGUCUUGGGCAGCGCAGCCGACUUCAUUACUCUUGGUCCGAACAAUAGCCUAGCCUACUUGCUCGCCGACAGUGGCUACGAUGUCUGGUUGAUGAACGCACGAGGAACCAUUUACUCCAGGAAGCAUUCGAGGCUUCCGUUGGAUUCCAAGAAAUACUGGGACUUUUCGUGGCACGAGAUCGGCUACUACGACCUGCCCGCCAUCAUCGAUUACAUUCUGGGCGUGACCAGCUGUGAAAUGCUGCAUUGCGUAGGAUUCUCGCAAGGCACCACUACGCAUUUUGUGCUGACGUCGACUCGGCCGGAAUACAACGACAAAAUAGCACUGAUGGUAGCUUUCGCGCCUACUGCGUUCGUCCGGCAAAUUCGUAGCCCUAUCGCACGACUCGUGAUGCCAAUGAGUGAAUGGAUCGCGAGCUUUUUCAACUCGCAGAACGUUUAUGGAUGGCCGGCAUCCUCGAGGAUACAUCGAAUGCUUCGAGAGCUGCUCUGUCCCCAAAGCUACCCGGAAAACAUCUGCUCGGAGCUCACGGCCCUCCUGGUGGGGCCCCAUCCGGAAGCGUACGACGAAAGAGCGAUGACCGUUCACAACGGGCACACUCCGGCCGGUGGAUCGUUUCAUCAGGACAUCCAUUACGUGCAGAUCGCUCGCAGUGGUCGUUUCCAACAGUACGACUUCGGCUGGGAGGAAAACGUCCGAAGGUACGGUUCGAGGGAACCGCCUGAGUACCAGUUGGAGCUCUCCACGGCACCGAUUGCGCUGUUCUACGGAUUGAACGAUUGGUUGGUGCAUCCGCGGAAUGUGGAGGAUCUGGCGAAGGUGCUGCCUCGGGUGGUAGCGGUUAGACCGGUGGCCGAUGAGAAAUUCAAUCACUUGGAUUUUAUACUUGGGAAAAAUGUUCGCGGGUUGGUGUAUGAUCAAGUUAUUGAGAUGAUCAGGAGGUAUGAUAAGAGUUAAAUCACAGAGAAUUCUCUGUGGUUAAAUAUUGAACUUGGUUAAGGGUUUUGUGAAACGUCAUCGCCUUGAUCAAUACAACUAAUAGAGUACACGACGACCACUCAGUCACUCAGUUACUCAUU
Molecule: messenger RNA, 1365 nt
Organism: Aedes albopictus (Asian tiger mosquito)
Lineage: Eukaryota; Metazoa; Arthropoda; Insecta; Diptera; Culicidae
Product: lipase 1-like
Exons: 2
Coding region: 26-1243 (405 amino acids)
Biological process (GO): lipid metabolic process
Molecular function (GO): hydrolase activity, acting on ester bonds
Source: RefSeq, a predicted model, not a curated record